AAAAAAAAAUCAAGGUUUCCAGUUGGUUUUCUAACAACGUUUGUUUAGAGCAAAGAUGGGUUCCAAUUCUUUGGUGUCUUUCAACGUAAAAAGGCUAGAAGGUAAAGUGGCAUUAAUAACAGGUGGAGCCAGUGGUAUUGGCAAGAGCACGGCGCAACUUUUUGUUCAACAUGGAGCCAAAGUUGUGAUUGCAGACAUUCAAGAUGAUCUCGGAAGCUCAAUUUGUGAACAACUUGGGGGCCAUGAAAUCAUCUCCUAUGUUCACUGUGAUGUUACGUGCGAUUCAGAUGUUAAAAAGGCCGUCGAUUUAGCCGUUUCGAAGUACGGGAAACUCGACAUCAUGUUCAACAACGCCGGGAUAGGUGAUUUGGAGACUAGUAUACUUGAUAUAAGCAAUGAAAGAUUCAAGAAAGUUAUGGACACCAAUGUGUACGGCGGGUUCUUAGGCGCUAAACAUGCCGCCCGUGUCAUGAUCCCGGCGAAGAAAGGCUGCAUUCUUUUCACCGCUAGUGUGUUGUCGGUGUUGGGCGGUUUCUCUGAGCAUCCGUAUGUGGCGUCGAAGCACGCGGUGGUGGGGUUGGCUAAGAGUUUGUGUGUCGAGAUGGGGCAGUAUGGGAUUAGGGUCAAUUGCAUUUCACCGCAUGGAGUGGCGACGCCGUUGCUAACGAAAGGGACCGAGAUAGAUAAAGAAACGCUCGAAAGCUUGGUUUCGGAGGCCGGGGUCUUGAAAGGAAAGGUUUUGGAGGAGGAAGACGUAGCAGCGGCGGCGUUGUAUUUAGCCAGCGAUGAGUCGAAGUAUUUGAGCGGCGUCAAUUUGAUGGUGGAUGGAGGGUAUAGCAUCACUAACCCUUCGUUGCCAAUGGCAGUCAAAAGCUUCAUGUCUUAAUUUCAUGUUUUGAUUAGAAUUGACAAAUUACGUAAACGUUUCGUGUUCGUGUUCGUGUUGUGUUUUAAUAUAAUAAUCGUAUUCCAUUCACAACACCAUAAUUUUUUUCACAACUCGUAUGUGGCAUCAAAGCAUGCAAUGGUGGGGUUGGCUAGGAA
Hibiscus syriacus is the source of this 1044-nucleotide messenger RNA. RefSeq names its product secoisolariciresinol dehydrogenase-like. Bases 56 to 886 code for a protein of 276 amino acids. Lineage: Eukaryota; Viridiplantae; Streptophyta; Magnoliopsida; Malvales; Malvaceae. Gene Ontology annotation, molecular function: oxidoreductase activity, acting on the CH-OH group of donors, NAD or NADP as acceptor. The record is from RefSeq and is a predicted model, not a curated record. The transcript has 3 exons.